Messenger RNA from Moneuplotes crassus, 962 nucleotides. Lineage: Eukaryota; Ciliophora; Spirotrichea; Euplotida; Euplotidae. The record is from the annotation of a GenBank genome assembly.
AAAUUUUGAGGUGACUUUUGUGUAGAAGAUGAAGACUAUGGGGAUGAGAAGGGUACAAGGGAAGGAUGUGGCUAAGAAAGGGAGGAAUACUAUUUUCUCAAGCCGACCUGUACAUAAAUUUUUGAAACGAUCAAGCCACCUUCAACAGCUACGAUUCAAGAAUACACUAGGGUCAAGAAAUCCUGAACUCAGCAUCAAAUUAAGUGAGAACAUUAAAUCUAAGACUCAAAAGAAACUUGAUAUCAAAAAAUUAUUUAAAAUGAACCUCAAAGAUAGCCCUGCUUUGCCACUGCCAUUAAAGACUAGAAGCAAAGUGUCUAAAUUUAAGAUAAUCAGGCUGAAUGGUGGAACUCAGUACAUUGGAAGGCUGAAUAAGAGCCUAUCAGUGAAGGAGAUAGCAUCGACUAUCUCUGCACUAGAGAAUCCUAGCAUCUUACCCACCAGUGAUGUAGUAAUGUUGCCCAUCAGAGAGAGCCAGAUAACUCCAAAGGAUCAAUUUAUGAAGCAUUUCUACAACAACACGAGGAAUUUAAAAUAAGCUGAAUAGGUCUGUCCCUAAGAAGAUUCCUCAGAGCAGUAAGUGAGUGUAGGACUUGUAGAAUUAGAAGCAGAGUCAAGUGAAGAGUCUAGCAUUAAUUCGUUUGAUAAGAGUAGGUUUUAAAGAUUAGGGAAAAAGAGGUUUUAGAGAAAGAGGAGAUAGGUUUGGAGGUGUUUUGAGGGGUUGGAAUUGGGAUUUUGUAGGUUUUUUGGGGUUUUAGGUUUUUGGGAGAGUGGUUUGAGUAGAGUUUUGAAAUGGAAAAUAGGUAGUCCUUGUGAUUUAAGAAGGAAGGUAGAGAAAUAACUUCCUUAAAUUAUUUGCCAAACGAGGAAGUAAACAAUCUCAGUAUCCAAAAUUCAGAUUCAUCACUCCUAUAAUUCUCGAAAAACCUAAACAUCUAAAAGAACCCAGAGAAUCAAAAUUA